Molecule: messenger RNA, 2055 nt
Organism: Pisolithus orientalis
Lineage: Eukaryota; Fungi; Basidiomycota; Agaricomycetes; Boletales; Pisolithaceae
Product: common central domain of tyrosinase-domain-containing protein
Exons: 17
Coding region: 1-2055 (684 amino acids)
Molecular function (GO): oxidoreductase activity
Source: RefSeq, a predicted model, not a curated record
AUGCAAGAGGACGCAUACAACUCGCCGGGGGAAGCCACUUACUAUUACCCCGUCAUCGGGCGUAAGAAUACAGGCAUCGUUGCUGAUCGUCUUCUUAUCACAGACAUGCAAAAGAACUAUCCAUACCAAUUCUCACUCUUCAUCCUUGGUUAUUCCGCGAUCCAGGGCGUCCGCAACACUUCCCUCGGUAUUGCCUUACCGGAUAACGGGUUGCCAGCAGCUUCCUUCUUUGAGAUUGCCGCGAUCCAUGGCAAGCCUUACCGUGAGUAUGUUGGGGACAAGAAAUCACCGAAAGAGAGGGUGGCAGACUACGAUGAAAAUAAUCCUAAGGAUACGUUGCCCACUCCUUCAAGAUUUGGAGGUUACUGCAAUCAUGGAUCUGUGACGUUCCCCACUUGGCACCGCCCGUACAUGCUGCUGAUCGAGCAAGCAAUGGGGAAUGCUGCCGACCGUAUCGCAGCCAAUAUCGAAAAACAAUAUCCGGCAGAAAUUGGUAAAUGGGUUCCAGAGGCCCAGAAAUUGCGCUUUCCGUUUUGGGACUGGGCUGAUCCAGCAACCAAUCCACAAGGGUUACCCGCAGUGCUUUACGAGGACACUGUGGUGAUCACGCUCCCAGGAGGCAAAAGCGCGACCGUUCAGAACCCCAUUUCGUACUACACUUUUCAAGGGGGAAUUCCUUCCGACUUCACAGAUAUAUACAACGCACCGACUAAUACAACAGCAUAUUUCUCGAAGUGGACACGGACUUAUCGGCACGCCCCAAGCAGCCCCCAGGGAGGUACCGACAUAGCUGCAGCCCAAACUGCUAUUGAGUCACAGGCAUCUCAUCUCAGCUCGGGGAUAGGUCUUCUGUUUGCCUUCCCAGAUGGGAUGGAUCCUGCAAUUGCUUACGAUGAAUUCUCCAAUGCAGUGACCGAGUCAAAAAGACAGGAAGAUUUCAACAAUACUGGUGCCCUGGAAGCCCUCCAUGGCAUUAUUCACGGCACUAUUGGUGGAAAUGGGCACAUGACUAACCCAGAUUAUGCUGCUUUCGAUCCUAUCUUCUUCUUCCAUCAUUGCAACGUCGAUAGGUUGAUUGCACUGUGGGAAUGGUGCUACCCAAGCUAUUGGAUGGGUGAUGGCUACGUCCAUGACGGCGUGAGUUACUCUUGGACGCAGCCACGCGGGACUUUUGCUCAAGUGUACAACGAGCAACUCCUUCCUACCGGGGCUCGCGGGAAUUUGUACCCUUUCAGAAACGAUAACGGGACGUACUGGACCUCAGAACAAACCCGUUUCUUAGAUGCGAAUGCCUAUCCUAAAUACUAUUCCUACCCAGAAUUUCAGGGUGUCAAAGUCGAUCAAACGGCGACAGAUGCGGAACGCGCUGCAGGUCGUGCAAGAAUUGCCAAGUACUACGGCUUCGACCCUCAGCAAGCGGCAACACAAGUAGACAUAGAGGCGUGGAGCCACCUGCCUGUCCCAUCGCCCCAAAGUGCUGGGCUCCCUGAGACAUUCCAGGCGAUUAAGAGCUACCGCGUUUUCGUGGUUUUGGUCCAGCUUCCCGAACAUGCAUUUAACGCUUCAUACCAGUUCGAGUUGCACAAAAAUAGCGGCAACCAGACUGAUUUAGUUGGCACGGUCACGGUUUUCGCUCGGCCAGACUAUUCGCCAUGCACGGCUUGUGCUUUGCGACGAGAAAUGGGCACCACAGUCCGCGGCAUUAUAACGCUUCCUCCUUCCCUUGUGAACGACAUCAUUGUGAAACAACGGUGCCGGCGGUGGCAACGCAACUCUAGAAACGACGACAGAGGCAAUUGUGCAGAGCUUGACGGGAAGGCUGUCGGAUACAUCGCGCACGUGUCCCCGCCAAAUAUCCUGCCAAGUGGGGUAACGCUGUUCAGCGCGGCCGUUGCGGAAAAGGCAGACGACAAAACCUACCCUGUGCAGUUAUAUGACUGGCAGAAGCACAAUGCGUUGUUCACUAAUGGUUGGAAGGAUCAGACAAAGCAAAGUACACCCGCGUCAAGUGGCGUGUUGACAUCUCUUCUAGGUUGGUUGCAGGGACGCGGCUAA